Molecule: messenger RNA, 1008 nt
Organism: Cuscuta epithymum
Lineage: Eukaryota; Viridiplantae; Streptophyta; Magnoliopsida; Solanales; Convolvulaceae
Source: the annotation of a GenBank genome assembly
GUCGGAACCGAAUAAGUAGUGUUUUACAUUAACUCAGUUGCCGUUUUAUACUCUCUUUAAAUAUUCGUCUUUAUAACAACAUACUACGGUCUACGGGUAUUAUUAUUAUUGAAAGAAUUAUAGCAAAAACACUGGUUAACAAAUAAGCCGAUCAUAUAGUAACAAAAUAAAUAAAUCAAUAAUCGUAGUAACAAUCCAGAAGUAUAUCUACCAAUUCUAUCGCUAACUAUGAUAAACACGGAUAAAUGACAAAAUAAAUUCAAAAAUAGCAACUAAAUAGAAAAAGGCCGGCCAAAUCAGUUGACUCAAAAUAGCAAAGCCGCGGCGGCCAAAGCUGCGCCAGCAAACCCGACUCCGUUCAUAACAGCACCGCUAGCAGCGGUCUCGGGAGCGCCGGCUGGACUCACACCGCCGUUGGGGGAAGACGCCGGUGAACCGCUGAUGGUCGCAGGAGCCGGCGGGGAAGCAAUAGGUGCCUCAGAAGCAGGCGCCACGGUAGGAGCAGCAACAGGGGAAACCGGCGGUGAAGCAGAUGGGGCCAAGGUUGGUGCCGGCGGUGAGGCAACCGGUGAAGUUGUUGGUGCCGGCGGUGAAGCAACCGGUGAAGUUGUCGGCGCCACGGUUGGAGCCGGUAGACUGGCCAGUGGUGAAGCAGUGGGGGACACGGUUGGAGGGGCCACGGCCGGAGCAGGAGAUCUGACCUGCGGUGAAGAUGAAGGAGCGAGAGUUGGAGCGACGGCCGGCACUGCAGAUCUCGACGGCGUUGGAACGGGAACCCUCACCGUAGGCGCCCGGACAGGGGAAACAACAGAUCUGGACGGGGAAAGAGCCGGCGCGGCUGAUGGAGACUGAGCUAAGGUAGAUCCAACCACAAACAAUGCAAUUAAAGCCAAAACUGCCCUAAAUUGAGCCAUAUUAACAGCAAAAAACGAACUGUAAUUGCACAAAUAGAAGAAAAGUAGUAGAAGUGGUAGAGAAGGAUUCUGGGAGGAAGAGAGCUUUGGGUAU